AUGAUUCUUUUGUUGGCGAUGAUUCUGUCGACCAUGAUCUUGAUGUUUUCCUUUAUAAAGAGAAUUAACAGAAGAAAGACGCCUAUCGAAGAAAAUCCAAAUACGGAGCUUGAGAUGUACUUCCUUCAGAAGUCUGAGGGAGCACCAUCCUCUGUGCUUCUUAAACAACUUGUCAAGGCAGCAGCUUGUUUCAAAGAAAGGGUGAUGAAGUUGGAAAAGGACAUGGAGAUUCUCGGUACUUUGUAUGAAGACAGGAUGAUCAGCGAGGAGCACUGGGAAAGAAUUAACGAAGAGAGUAAGAACUGUGAGGUAGAGAGGAUAUGCAUUGAAUCGGAGGCAAAUAUAAUCAAACCUGGAUAUGGGGAGGAGAUCUUCAAGGAUGCUUCGAAGAUCAGCAUAACGAAUACAAAGAAAGGAAAGAGUUCUGGAGACAACAACGCCUUGUACCAAAAGAAGAAAGAAGCGCUUGAGUUUGAGUUAAUGAGGAAGCUAGGGGUUAAUAAGUGA
Messenger RNA from Encephalitozoon romaleae SJ-2008, 507 nucleotides. RefSeq names its product endoplasmic reticulum translocation complex subunit Sec66. The record is from RefSeq and is a predicted model, not a curated record. Gene Ontology annotation, biological process: post-translational protein targeting to membrane, translocation. The transcript has a single exon. NCBI's taxonomy places the organism in Eukaryota, Fungi, Microsporidia, Unikaryonidae. The coding region runs from base 1 to 507 and encodes 168 amino acids. Gene Ontology annotation, cellular component: Sec62/Sec63 complex.